ACAGAGGGGAGGAUUGGGCUCAGAAUGCGUGCGGGAGUUUGAUUGUUGGAGACGGAAGCGAAAUCUCACAUGAAAAUAAGACAUAAAGUGUGCUAAAAUAAAAACUUAAUGGCCUUAAUACAAACAGAAUCUAAUGGCAAAGGCAACGGACUAGUCAAUACUGUACAAAGUGGCGUCAGAAAAGUUUUCAAACAGCGAACAUGCAGCCGAAGGACACGGAGUUCAGCACACAAGGUCUCCCAAAAGCUUUCCUUCACAGUUUGCGGACUUUAUUCGAUAUUCUUGACGAUGGAAGGAGGGGUUACGUUCACAUAUCUGAGAUUGAGAGUCGGUGGCGCGGCGCGGAGGCUCGCGAUUUACCCGCGGGCGUUCUGGAGAGUUUAAGGCGCGUCGCACCGCAUCACGGGUGUCUGACUUUCGAGCGGUUCGUCGCGGGUCUUAGAAACUCGAUGUUCAAUCCCGAAAAUGGCAGCAGAUCGACUGCUUCACAGCAGCUGAAAUCACAACAGAGAGCCGGCGGUAACGCUACCGCUUGGCCGUUUGACUGUAAAGUUCGGCCGCUUGGACCGAGUAACGUAAUAAACACACUCCACAGCCGGCAGAAUGGACGGAACAGACCGCACGAGAGCUCUGCGUAUUUAGACAAGCACAGCGAUUCUUCGCAUUAUUCGGGGGUUUCGGUCGCAUCGCGGGGCUGCGGUGGACUCGAGAGAUCCGAGUGUUCGAAUCGUUCCGAUCCGAUACACAUCGGGCAAAACGCGCAUCAGAUACGACCCAUAGAAUCACUCGCUCUGGAAUCCCCUGAUGUCCAAAACACAGGUAAGUGCAUCACUGUCCUGAUUCAGUCAUCAUAA
Messenger RNA from Sinocyclocheilus anshuiensis, 854 nucleotides. RefSeq lists its product as uncharacterized. The transcript has a single exon. The coding region runs from base 201 to 854 and encodes 217 amino acids. The record is from RefSeq and is a predicted model, not a curated record. NCBI's taxonomy places the organism in Eukaryota, Metazoa, Chordata, Actinopteri, Cypriniformes, Cyprinidae.